Molecule: messenger RNA, 1453 nt
Organism: Folsomia candida
Lineage: Eukaryota; Metazoa; Arthropoda; Collembola; Entomobryomorpha; Isotomidae
Product: dynamin-related protein 3B-like
Exons: 7
Coding region: 142-1377 (411 amino acids)
Cellular component (GO): membrane; cytoplasm; microtubule
Molecular function (GO): microtubule binding; GTP binding; GTPase activity
Source: RefSeq, a predicted model, not a curated record
GCUGGACUAGAAUUAAACAGUUGACGCAAUUAGCAAAAAAACACACUUUAAAAUUUAAUGUAGAACCAAAUUAUAAGUUGCAUUGCAUGUAAAAAUAGCCACAUUUUGUUAUAAAGAAUACACGUAACCCUGUUAGAUACGAUGGAUAACCUUCGGUACUUGGAGAAUUUGGGCUGGAGCACGUGGUCAACUCCGUAUUCUCGGGACAAACCGUUCACUUCAUUUCAUUCACUGAGAAUCAUAAAUGAUCGGAUAACCUCUUUUUCCGCCUUGGCCAGACCAACGGUGGCCGUCGUGGGGGAACAGGGCUGUGGAAAAACUUCCGUGUUGGAGUCCUUGAUUGGGACAGGAUUUCUCCCAAAAAAGUUCAAAACGGCUGAUGGCGACGCGAAAGGAGGCGAAGUGAAGAAAAUGAUGCAAACACGUUGCCCCGUGGUUAUCAACCUGGUGAAAGUCUCGUCUGUUGCGGAAUGUCGACACACAUGUUGGGUAGAAUUUGACCAUCACAAUCCCACACGACAAAUUUUGGACUUUGACGAAGUUGAAGCCGAAAUUGAGCAAAGAAUGGAGCUUUUAUCCUCACAAAGUGCAAAUGGAGUAUCUGAAGUUGAGAUUGUUCUCACUUUUUACUCCUCAGAGGUUCUCAGCAUGACACUCAUCGACUUGCCUGGAUUGACUUUGGAACAAAGCACUGGUGAAUGGGAGAAAGGGGAGGCUCACAAUUUGAUCCUCAAGUACGUCCGUGAACCUGAUGUCGUGAUACUGGCCGUGGCAUCGGCCCCCUCCUACGUCGCCGCACCAUCCCGAAUACUUGAUUUUGUUAGAAAAGUUGACCCAUUUGAAAAGAGGUCGUUCGUUGUGGUUUCACAUUGGGACAAACUUCCAACUCUGUUUCAAGGACGAAAAAUGAUUUUGGGCAAGUGUGAAAGGCUUGAUUUGGGAUUGGUAGGGAUUCAAAAUCGGACAGAGGAGCAACUUUUCAGAGGAACUUCUGUACAGGAUUCGCAAGUUGAAGCACAACAUUUCCUCCUACAUAAUUAUGAAGGUCUUAUCACCGUCCUGACCGGAGUUGGCGUUGGAUCACGAUACUUGGUUGAACGAGUCUGUGAAGUCAUCAUUUUCUUGUGGGGGUCACAGUUUGAGGAACACGAAUCGGUUAAGCGCACGGUUUUGCGAGAAAUUAAGGCCAAGAUUAAGAAAAUGAAGGUAUUGAUUGUGAAACUCUCCAAGAAAAAAUUCCUGGAUACAAGUCAGCUUAAACGGAAAAUAAGGGAAUUGGAGUACGUCGCCACCAUAUUUGACAAGGGCUGGAAGGAUUUUGGAAUUGAAGGAAGUGCUACAAAACACAAACAACUGAGUGAACAGUUUCUCACUUGAUUUUAUAAUAUUCAGUUUUGUGUAUUGCAUUGUUUUACUAAAUCCUUCACCCUGCAUUACUAAUAAAAAGAGCUUA